AUUACAAUUUGAAAAAUAUAAAUGUGAUAAUUUUGUGUAAAAAGAAACUUCAUUUACUAAAGGAAAAAGAUAAUUCUGGAUUACUCUACAAAAUAAUAAAUAAUUAAAUAGGAGAGAGGGCCUUGAUGAGCCGCCAAGAGGUAACAAGAAUAGACAAGUCAACAACCAACGGUGAAAAAGUCAAAAGAAAGGCUUAACAUACUCCAUUUGUGUUCAACAUUCAAAGAUCACCUCUGGACGAAAUCCCUUCAUCCAAUCUCAACCCAUUUUCCUGUAUCCGUUUUCUAGUCCCUUUCUUGCUCAACAACCAGGUAACACCUCUUUCAUUCAUCUCUCUCUCUCUUAGGUUUUCAUGGUUUCGGUUUCUGUGAAUCGAUUUUGAAUUGGGUAUUGCAAAACAUGGCUACCCUUCAUAGAAAAUUGUAUGUUGGUGCUGAGCCACCUGUUAACUUUACCCAAAUAUGUCAACCCUAUUGUGAAAGUAAAGAACCACAAAUUUGCGUUCCCGGGUGUUUUAUUAUAUGCCCAAAAGAGUGUAAGCUUCCAUUUAUACCUCCACCAAGUUAUCCAGUCUCCUCACACCAUUCACACAAAGCUUCAAUCUUUUUGUCUGUAACAAUAGCUCUUAUUGCAGCCAGUUUUCUAGUUGUUUGUGGCUAUGUCUUUUACACGAGGUAUUACUCUGGUCGGUCUAAUCGUAGAAGGAACGAGCCUGAGCAACAACAGGAGGAAACCCACCUUGAGUUUUUUGAUGAAGAUCAUGGACCUGUGGUUGACCAUCCCAUCUGGUACAUCAGGACUGUCGGUUUACUGCCCUCCAUUAUCGAUUCGAUCACGGUUUUGAAGUAUAAAAAAGAAGAAGGCCUUGUUGAAGGUACUGAUUGCUCGGUUUGCUUGAGUGAGUUUCAAGAAGAUGAGACUCUUAGACUUUUACCCAAGUGUAGUCAUGCUUUUCAUGUCCCUUGUAUUGAUACUUGGCUAAGAUCACACACGAGUUGCCCCUUGUGUCGAGCUCCAAUUGUAACAAGUUCGGCUGCCAGGACGCCUUCCCCAGAGCCGAGUGAUGUUAAUUCCAGUCCUGUGGAAGAAACCCGGAUCGCGAUUUCUGACAAUAAUGAAGAAUUCAGUGAUGAAAACGAGGAUCAAAUUGGUGAGAUGAGGAUGGGAACAGGGGAGGAAAGAAAGAGAGAUGAGAAUUCUGAUGAAGAAGCAGAUAGAGUACAGCCAAGUAGAAGGUCUGUUUCUUUGGAUUCUUUUUCGGCUUCGAAGAUUAAUCUCUCUCUAUUGAAAGUUCUUGUUGUGGAACCGGAUGAGAAUUCUGAUAAGCAAUUGGACGUGGUUAACAAUAGAUUGGAUUCAGUAGUUAGAGAAAAGAGAGUUGGUGGGAAUCAAAAGUUGCAGAGACUUAAAGGUAGUAGUUCUUCAAAUGGAAGAUCAUUUCAAAGUGGAGCAAUGUCAAUGAAGAGGUCAGUUUCAUGUAGUGGAAAGUUUGUAUUGUGCAGGCAAGUCUGAAGCAGUGAUUCAGUUCUUCCUUGAAGAAGCAUUUGGUGCUUUUUUCUUCAAUUUUGCCUGUAAUCACAAUUAAGAGAAUUCUCAAUAACCUGAGAGCUGAAAGUUUUCACGAUUUAGAUACCAAAAUCUGCAAUAAUGAUGUUGUGUUUGUUUAGUGAAAGGGUCAUUAGUAAACUCAGGCUAUCCCAAAAUGGGAUUCAGCCUUGUAAUAGAUGGUAGUGAUACUGAAUGUACCAUCUCGUUCUCUGAAGAAAGUCAAGCAAUUGUAAGUGAAGUUUUUUCUUCUGCUGAACUAAAAUUGAUUGGUAUAUUUCUGUUGUAUCUGACCGAAAUGGUUCAAAUGUAUUUCAACAAUAUGUAAGUGUAUAUAUAUAAAAGCUUUUCGUCAUAUUUAUCUUUCUAUCA
Messenger RNA from Humulus lupulus (European hop), 1917 nucleotides. Its product is annotated as RING-H2 finger protein ATL54-like. The record is from RefSeq and is a predicted model, not a curated record. The transcript has a single exon. Bases 400 to 1512 code for a protein of 370 amino acids. Gene Ontology annotation, biological process: protein ubiquitination. NCBI's taxonomy places the organism in Eukaryota, Viridiplantae, Streptophyta, Magnoliopsida, Rosales, Cannabaceae.